Amoebophrya sp. A25 is the source of this 685-nucleotide messenger RNA. The record is from the annotation of a GenBank genome assembly. NCBI's taxonomy places the organism in Eukaryota, Dinophyceae, Syndiniales, Amoebophryaceae.
AUGCGAGUCUCCUAUAGGGAAGAAGGCCACCGGCCUGCUGGUAUCGGUUCUGAACCACGACGCAGAACACUGUUGGCGCCCCGUGUGUUUUCUCCCGAGGGUCCACUCGGCCAAGGAAAACGCAUGCAAAAUAUACAAGAGCUUUUCGUUUUCGACCACGACUCUGUGACGAGUGUCGCUCCGCAGAUGCAAUUCAUCCCUUCAGCCUCCGUCCCUGUGGAAACGAGCGAGUACGUGAGCUUCUGGCGUUCGAAAUUGCGAGAGCUGCUAACUUGCGACUACGCCCACCAUGUGGCUGCAGCACCGCUGUCUCGGCGUUGUGGGCUGCACCACGAAAAAGUGGUGGAAGGAACGCGAACACCUGCUGCAGAAGAUGUGGUAAUGCAGCACGGGGAGCCGGAUUCGCAAAAGAGCGAGAGCCCAAACGACAGCGAUCAAGGUGAACAAGGUCAAGGCGAACAAGUUCAAGAAGAUGUUGCUCCUGCCACCGCGGACGAAAAACAGGAGGGGUUUUUUACCUCUACGUCUACUUUUAUCUCCACGCUGUCAAGUCUGCAUGCGGUCCAACUUCAGCAAGUCGCGAAAAUGGAGGACCAUUUGAAGGCCAACUUGAAACUGGAAAAGAAGCUGAAGGUAGCGCGCAUGGCGCAGGCAAUCCUGUUGUGGAUCGCGGGGAAUAUGCUCA